AUGGCUACCGCGAUGGACCACCUUUCGUCCGGCUCUACAAAGAUCGAAUGGAUCUCUGCUCUCAAUACUGAAUACAAGCCAGCAAAGAACUAUCGCCGCACAUCUAUUAUCUGUACCAUCGGCCCCAAGACAAACUCAGUCGAGGCUAUAAACAAGCUCCGAACUGCCGGUCUCAAUGUGGUUCGUAUGAACUUCUCUCAUGGCUCAUAUGAGUACCAUCAAUCCGUAAUCGACAAUGCUCGUGAGGCCGAAAAGGUCCAAGCUGGUCGUCAGAUCGCCAUUGCUUUGGAUACCAAAGGUCCAGAGAUCCGAACGGGAAACACCAAAGGUGACGAGGAUAUUCCAAUCAGUGCUGGAACUGAGAUCAACAUCACCACUGAUGAGAAGUACGCUACCGCGUGCGACGUGGAGAACAUGUAUGUAGACUACAAAAACAUCACCAAGGUCAUCCAGAAGGGCCGCAUUAUCUACGUGGAUGACGGAGUUCUUGCAUUCGACGUGCUUGACAUUAUCGAUGACAAGACGAUUCGUGCUCGUGCCCGCAAUAAUGGAAAGAUCUCUUCCAAAAAAGGUGUCAACCUUCCCAACACCGAUGUAGACCUUCCAGCACUUUCCGAGAAGGACCAGGCAGAUCUCCGGUUUGGUGUCAAGAACAAUGUCGACAUGGUGUUUGCCUCCUUUAUUCGUCGUGGUGAAGAUAUCACCGCCAUCCGUAAGAUUCUUGGUGAAGAUGGCAAGAAUAUUCAGAUCAUUGCCAAAAUUGAAAACAGACAAGGUCUCAACAAUUUUGCCGAAAUUCUCAAGGAAACAGAUGGAGUCAUGGUUGCCCGUGGCGAUCUCGGUAUCGAGAUUCCUGCUGCUGAGGUCUUCGCUGCGCAGAAAAAGAUGAUCGCAAUGUGUAACAUUGCUGGCAAGCCAGUCAUCUGUGCUACACAGAUGCUCGAGUCGAUGAUCAACAACCCACGCCCAACCCGUGCCGAAAUCAGUGACGUUGGUAAUGCGGUCACUGAUGGAGCCGAUUGUGUUAUGUUGUCAGGAGAGACUGCUAAGGGCAGCUAUCCAAAUGAAGCUGUUAGAGAGAUGAGCGAGACUUGCCUCAAGGCUGAGAACACGAUCGCAUAUGUUUCUCACUUUGAGGAACUGACUGCCCUUGCUAAGAGACCAGUAAGCAUAGUCGAGUCUUGUGCCAUGGCCGCUGUCCGUGCCAGUCUGGAUAUGAAUGCUGGUGCUUUAAUCGUCCUCUCCACUAGCGGAGAUAGUGCCCGUCUCCUGUCCAAGUACAGACCUGUUUGCCCAAUUUUCAUGGUCACGCGUAACGCCAGUGCUUCUCGCUAUGGUCACUUGUAUCGUGGCGUAUAUCCUUUCUUCUUCCCCGAACAAAAACCAGAUUUCAGCAAAGUCAACUGGCAGGAGGAUGUUGAUCGCAGAAUCAAGUGGGGUAUUGCUGAGGCUAUGAAGCUAGGCGUCCUUUCACAGGGUGAGACUGUUGUCGUUGUUCAGGGAUGGAAGGGCGGCAUGGGUAACACCAACACUCUUCGUGUCAUCAAAGCCGAGAAAGACCUCGGGCUUGAAGUAUAA
This is a messenger RNA of Glarea lozoyensis ATCC 20868, 1578 nucleotides long. Its product is annotated as Phosphoenolpyruvate/pyruvate. Bases 1 to 1578 code for a protein of 525 amino acids. The record is from RefSeq and is a predicted model, not a curated record. Gene Ontology annotation, cellular component: cytoplasm. NCBI's taxonomy places the organism in Eukaryota, Fungi, Ascomycota, Leotiomycetes, Helotiales, Helotiaceae. The transcript has 3 exons. Gene Ontology annotation, molecular function: magnesium ion binding; potassium ion binding; pyruvate kinase activity. Gene Ontology annotation, biological process: glycolytic process.